AUGUCUUCCUUCAAUAUUGUCGUUCUCGGCGGAGACGGCGUUGGACCUGAGGUCAUUUCAGAAGCGAUAAAGAUUCUCAGGGUUGUCGAGAAGAACACGGACGUCAAGUUCAACUUCCAGGAGCACCUUUUUGGAGGCUGCUCGAUAGACGCUCACAACAACCCGCUGACAGACGAGGCUCUCGCUGCAGCGAAGGCAGCGGAUGCGAUCAUCCUCGGCGCUGUCGGAGGGCCGAAAUGGGGAACCGGAAAGGUACGCCCUGAGCAAGGCAUCCUGAGACUUCGGAAAGAACUCGGUACCUUCGGAAACCUGCGGCCCUGCUUCUUCGCCUCCGAAUCCCUCGUCGAAGCGUCCCCUUUAAAAGCCGACAUCGUCCGAGGCACAAAUUUCAACAUCGUCCGUGAACUCACGGGAGGCAUAUACUUCGGCGAGAGGAAAGAGGAUGAAGGUGAUGGCAAGGCCAUGGACACCGAACCAUACAGCGUGGAGGAAAUCGAGCGCGUCGUACGGUUAGCAGGCAACCUAGCAUCCGUGGAAGAUCCUCCUGUUCCUGUGUGGAGUCUGGAUAAAGCGAACGUUCUCGCGACGUCGCGGUUAUGGCGGAAAACGUUCGAGCGCAUCAUGAAGGAGGAGUACCCACACCUCAAAUCCGGCACCCACCUCAUCGAUUCGGCCGCUAUGCUCAUGAUAAAGAAUCCUACAGCUUUGAACGGCGUCGUGGUGACGAGCAAUUUGUUCGGCGACAUCAUCAGCGAUGAGGCGAGUGUGAUCCCGGGCAGUCUUGGUUUGCUUCCUAGCGCGAGUCUGGGAGGAAUUCCGGACGGCAAGACGAAGAUCAAUGGUAUCUACGAGCCGAUUCAUGGAUCUGCCCCCGAUAUCGCAGGUCAAGGCGUAGUCAACCCUGUGGCGACGAUUCUCUCCAUGAGCAUGAUGUUCAAGUACUCGCUCUGUCUCCCAGAUGUAGCGCAGAAGAUCGACCAAGCGACGAAGAUUGUAAUCGACAAGGGCAUCCGAACGAAAGACAUUGGCGGCACAGCGAAGACAGCUGAAGUGGGCGAUGCGGUAGCGGCUGAGCUGGAUAACCUUCUGAAGGCAUAG
Molecule: messenger RNA, 1098 nt
Organism: Trematosphaeria pertusa
Lineage: Eukaryota; Fungi; Ascomycota; Dothideomycetes; Pleosporales; Trematosphaeriaceae
Product: 3-isopropylmalate dehydrogenase
Exons: 7
Coding region: 1-1098 (365 amino acids)
Biological process (GO): L-leucine biosynthetic process
Cellular component (GO): cytosol
Molecular function (GO): magnesium ion binding; 3-isopropylmalate dehydrogenase activity; NAD binding
Source: RefSeq, a predicted model, not a curated record